AUGGCCGCGACGGAAGCGCUCUGCUGCGUUCGGAUGGAGACGCCGCCGUUGCGUCUGCGCCCCCGUACCCACCCCGUGGCGGAGGAGAGCGACAUUUUUACCAAAACUGUUGUCAUUCCUCCUGCUAAAGGGCAACUUUAUUUCUUUAUCACCACCAAUUCGCAAAAGCAUUGGCCAGGAACUCAGCCCCAGCCGAAGAGCAGGAAAACAGGGGACAUUGAAGGCAAUUCUCAGGAUUCCCAUGGUUUGGUCAUGUGGGCCUUCGUUGUUCCAAAUGGCAUAGACGUCGCUGCCAGUCAUAUCAUGGUGCACAUUCAGGGUAUGGCAGUUGCCCCCAGCAUCACCAUUGCAAGGACAGAGAGGCUAGCUGGAGACUUAGGACCUAUCCAUAUGGCAGAUAAAACAUGUUCUGCCAAGGCACUAUACACAGAACUACAGACUCUGACGGCACCUGCUCCAUUUGCAGACGAAACAAGCUGUCAGUGCCGAGCCCCGCAUGAGAAGCUCACCAUUGCACAAGCCCGCCUGGGAACACCAGUUGACAGACCUGUCAGAGUGUAUGCAGAUGGGAUAUUUGACCUCUUCCACUCUGGCCAUGCUAGAGCUCUUAUGCAAGCCAAAACUCUCUUCCCAAAUAGCUACUUACUAGUAGGAGUUUGCAGUGAUGAUUUAACUCAUAAAUUCAAAGGCUUCACUGUGAUGAGUGAAACUGAGCGAUACGAAGCCCUCAGACACUGUCGUUAUGUGGAUGAGGUCAUCAGAGAUGCACCCUGGACAUUGACACCCGAGUUCCUUGAAAAGCAUAAGAUUGACUUUGUAGCCCACGAUGACAUCCCAUACUCCUCUGCUGGCUCGGAUGAUGUAUACAAACACAUAAAGGAGGCAGGAAUGUUUGUACCGACGCAGAGAACCGAAGGUAUCUCCACAUCAGAUAUCAUCACAAGGAUCGUCCGGGACUACGACGUGUACGCCCGGCGCAACCUCCAACGAGGAUACACCGCCAAAGAGCUGAAUGUUAGUUUUAUAAAUGAGAAGAAAUAUCGCUUUCAAAACCAAGUGGACAAAAUGAAAGAAAAAGUCAAGAAUGUGGAGGAAAAAUCAAAAGAAUUUGUUUACAAGGUGGAAGAGAAGAGCCAUGACCUCAUUCAGAAAUGGGAAGAAAAGUCCAGGGAAUUUAUUGGCAACUUUUUAGAGCUGUUUGGGCCCGAUGGAGCCUGGCCGAGCAUCGCCUGCGACUCAACCCCCAGUGCUCCAGCCAAGGUUGGGCCUUCUCAUUCCCCAUCCCCAGGAGGAGCAGCCAGGCACUCGCACUUGGCCUUUUCCAUGUGAAGCCGGCAGCUGCCACGCAGUCCAUGCCAGAUCGGAAACCCGAAGCGUGAGGCUAUGUAGGCACUAACAAGCAGCAGCAUUUGCCUCGGUGCAGCAGGCUGCUUGGCUGGAAAGGCGGUCUCUUCCACCCCACCAGCUCUGGCAGGUCUCCACUCAGCUUCACAAAGCAAAAAUGACAAUAAAGCCCAAAGCA
Opisthocomus hoazin is the source of this 1522-nucleotide messenger RNA. The record is from RefSeq and is a predicted model, not a curated record. NCBI's taxonomy places the organism in Eukaryota, Metazoa, Chordata, Aves, Opisthocomiformes, Opisthocomidae.